This is a messenger RNA of Clunio marinus, 453 nucleotides long. The record is from the annotation of a GenBank genome assembly. NCBI's taxonomy places the organism in Eukaryota, Metazoa, Arthropoda, Insecta, Diptera, Chironomidae.
AUGAAUUCAAAGCUGAAACGUUUUCCCAAAAGUAUAAACCAAAAACAAUCACGAGAAAUGAAAAUAAAAGGGAAGGAAAAUAAUAGAAAAGUCAUAAGACUUCUGCUUGCUUCACCAAAUAGAUUUGAUUUGACUUGGUUUGGUGCAGCGAUGUCGAUUACGACUUGUUUCAAUUUUAUCAACAUCAAAUGUACUGUGAAGUUCUCAAUCCACAAUGCUUUUAAUUCACCUUGGAAAACUUUCUAUCUGCGAUGUGUUGCUAACAGACAAAGAAGAAUCGUUGAAGUUCUUAAAGCUAACAAUACUUGUAUAGGAUACGAGUAUAGAAUUAAAUUGUCAGAAGACUUAAUGUGCCAGUUGAGGCUAUUUGCACUGUUGUUGCCAUGCUUCAUUGCUGCUUGGUGUUCACCGCCACUUAUGACAUGUACGAGAAUACUUGAUGCAUCUAAUUAA